AUGCGUAUCCCGUUCGGUCUUGUGGUCGAGCCGUACAACAGCGAUAUACAAGGAUCACCUCUACAGCAAUAUUUAGACGAGUUAACUAUUGCGGAGCGUCGCCACUUUGAACAAGCCAAACUGGAGACUGCACUACAGUGUCUAGUGAACGAUAAUGCUUUGUGCGGUUCACCGGACGGCGUGACUUCAAAAACUGGCGGUAGUGUUCUUCCAGGUCAACCAUUAUCGGACUUGCAACACGUUGUUGACUCCAUUCAACCGACUAUUUUAGGCGAAGAACUAAUUGCUCAGGUUUACAAAACUUUCCAAGCCGGAUUGCGGGCGCGGGCUCGUGAAGAGUUUUUGGAUUUACUACUCGAGCGCACUGACCUCUUUUUGAUUGCUGCUCACAUAUGCGUUCGACAACUUUGUGAUAGUUUUUCGAGGGAGGGAACAUCUCCGACCGAGUCAUGCAUUCUAUCAUUACCAGAUUUGUCGAGUCGGACAGUGAUGGGUGAUCUGUGGGAGGUUACAAGUCGUUCCACUGGUCUGGGCGGUCCCAUGGGUUUUGGAGUUCCUGAUCGUCAUGGUGACUCUUCGAUACUCACCGCGCCGCCGCGUGGUCUGAAAGAGACCCAUUUGCAUUGGCUGGAAUUACAACUUUCACAGGACGAGCGUUAUCGGGCUAUGAUGUUUCUACCGUCAGAAAGGCAAACCUUGGUCGCAUCUUAUUUCAAUACACUUCUUCCGUUUUUUACCGAAACGGUACAGCAUCCCGGUUCCAGUUCGAAUAGUCGUAAUUGUGGUACGGAAAUUAGAUUCCCAGAAGCUUCGCACACGUCCAGUUCUUGGUUGCCAACGCACAGCUGUCCAUCUACUUCCUGGGGAGGUUGCAUGGAUCAACUACUGAAGUGGCUAGCCUAUCAGAAAUUGCCAAUCAAUCCUCGCUGUCUGGAGCCUGGUGUGCCAGCAUUUCGUCAUGAACUUAGUGAGAAGUCAGACUCGUGCCCAGCGACUUGCAUCAACGGCACCUCUGGGCGAUCCCAUUUACCUUGUUUGGAUAGCCGUGAUGUGCCGGGACCACGCAAAACUACUCUUUCAGUUGGAGUGGCUUGUGUGUGUUCCGAUACUCUAGCUGCUCAGGCAGUGAUUCAUCUAUUUGGUUGUGCUGGAUUUUCCAUGACCUCAUUGUUACCCCAUCCUGCUUCCGUUCAAUCUGCGGAAUGCGAUUCUGGUCACACAAAGCCGGAAGAUACUCAGUCGUUGAAUUUGUCUUCCUCGUGGCCCCUAUCCACCAGUCGUUUACCACCAGUACAACUGGCGUGCCCACAGACCAAUUCACCGUCCACCACAAAUCUCACCUGUUCCACCAGCAAGGCCACCCAGUGGACGUGUGGCAAUCAAGUUGCUGAUGGACAAGUAUGCGCCAGUCUCAUGUCUGUUCACAAGAUGCUGCGUGAUUUGGUGUCCUUCGGAGUCGAAACUUCGAACAGUGAUAACCUGGGCGCUACAACCGAAUUGCCUCUAAAUUCGGACACGUCCGUUUUUCCGCAUGGAAAAUUGCAUCACGGUUACAUCUUCGUUCUGAGUGAGACUCCUCAUGAUGAUUUUCCUGUGCCUUGGUUCAAUCCAUCGGAUUUCACCAGUUACAGCACCAGUCCCACAAAUCCUUCCGAUGCACCGGACACCCCAUUAUCCGGUCUGGAAAAUGGUCGACAGUCGCGAAAUGCCUUACGUCGCAUGAACUCUAUUGAUACGGAAGAUGGGACGGAUGCCGAUGAAAAUGUACUCACUCCACGCCCCGAUCUAGACCAAUCAUUUUUCGAGCAAGAUAUCAGUUCAGUACCGAUUGAACCAAAACAAUCCCCGAAAUGGGAUCCCAGUGCUGACCCAAAUGUCGAUAAUCAGCGGCAACCCCCUUGUUUGUGCUGUACCCUGCUCCGUGAUGAGCAUCAUCCGGAAACGGAUUGUGUUUGUGGACACUGUUGUACUUGUGUUCAUGCAGGUCUAAUUAAUCAAGUAAAAGUGCCACCCGCAUCCUGUUCGAGUACAUCCUACGGAACACCAUGUGAUACACGAUCGUCUACUGGCGGAUUCACACAACGUAGUUGGCCAGCACGUUUGGCGGCCGUUCGCUCGGCAAUCAGUUUGCUACCCAGUCAUGUUCCUCAUUUGGUUUUACUCACUCGUGAAGCCUCAGAUAACACCAACGGGGAGUUGUCUGCUGGUGUGCUUGAUGGGAUGGUCAAUUUGUCAAAAGAUUCGGGACCUGAAACAGUGAACACAAACAAUGCGGCAAAACUUCCCAACACCACCUUGACAGCUCCACUGAUGUUCGCAGCUCCAAGUUCACUUUGUGCGCCAUCUGGUCGUUUCAGUUGUGCUAAAUCGGAUUUAACAUCGGACUCGGCCGCUUCACGCCAGGGAGAAGAUAAAAGUCGGGCUCACUCUCCCCUAGACUCGACUACAGACGAAACUGACGAGGUGUCCGACUGGAUGCAAGAGGGGACUCACGUACUUGAUCAUGUGAUACGGUUUCUCAAUCUGUGUUGGGAGAAAUCAGAGUCGUUCAAAAAUGGUGGUUUAUCGGAUCGUGUCCACCAAAUUCAGUCUCGCAGUGCCACUUGUCAGUGUUUCGGUGCGUCUUGCGCAUCGGUUUCUGUCUCACAAAAGCGGAAGGCGAAUGCGCGAAUUAUUGGCCAACCGAGUGCUCUAGAUAAAACAAGCAACAGCGCGAAAUCGGUUGAAAAACAAUCGAACAACAGCUUGUUCCACUCUCUGUCAGCUGCUUCCGCAACUGGGCGUCGUGCUGUGCAUACGGCAAACCAAACUUUGAAAAAGUUAUCGGUCAGCGCUCGGAAGCAGCAGAAACACACAACCGGUCUAUCAGGUUCCAUUUUUACCGUUGGAAACAUGUCCAAGUUGCAGUCAAAUGCCAAUGCGGCGUUGAUGUGGCGCAAUUCGGCACACGGCAAAUCCCUGUCGACUGCCACAAAUGUCACUCAGUUGAAACUGUCCAAACGAAUAGCUGCCAACGAUUCUUCAUCGCGUCAACCCGCCCAACGUCCGACCUCACUCAAAAGUCCGGAGACAAUGGUCGCCAUAUCACGAUGUGCGCCGGUGUCAUGGGCUCUUGGCAGUUUCUCGCCUGACAGCACGGAUGAACGAUCGGUCAUUCCUCGCACGGCUUCGUCGGAAUUGAUCGGGAAGGUAGAAUCUCCACCAGUUUCUCCAACCAAUUCCCCUCUUGUUAAGUCGUCACUUCGUGCAUCCGUGGAUCAUGGCAGUUCCGCCAUUCAACAUAGUUUCAUGUCUGCCGGCAUAGUUGCCCGAUCGCGAUGCAGCGUACCUGAUUGCACCAUGUUGGUCAGCUCCGAGGAAUAUCGUCGAAUGAUCGGUACCUCAGUUUCGUCUUCCCUACCCAUACCUUGCGCUAUUUCUGAUAGCUCUAGUCCAUGUCGCCCUCACUCAUCGGUGCUUGCUGAAAGUGUGACUUCGGGUACUUGGAAUACGGUUAGCUCUGCCGGGCAUAACCUUCGGCACGAUAGUCCUGCCUUUCACGAUAGACUGGAGACAAUCGGGUUGAAGGAUGUUUCGCCCAAGAAUUCGAGUUUGGAUCCCAAAGGAGCUGAUACCGGUGAAUCUAUAUGUGAUACCUCUACAACGUGUCUCGGUGACAGUGUUUCAAGACCCACAGUGGUUGUAGAGAACAACAAAAUCUUGGCCGAUGAAUUGUCCAGAGAUAUUCCGUGUGUGCAAUCUCUGCCCAGUCCGUUGUGCGCUAGGUUGACAAAGAACUCUGGUUCUAUCCCUACUGAUUCCACACGACCCACGGACGAUGUGGAAUCUAUUUAUAUGGAUCUGGAUCUACUCACUUCACAGACGAAAGGCAGCACAAUAUCCGAGUCGGCUGGUGUUGAUGUGGUACCACCACAUCAUCCGAGUAACCAUCAGUUACUGGGAGUUAGCACAGACACGGAAGAUCAUAUCUACCAGGAUCCUUUGGACUUUCUCAGUCCGGCACAAUUCGAACGAAUUCAUUGCAUGGGGAGUCAUAGGCCCGGUUUCCUCAAUGUCCCCAUCUCAUCUUCCACUUAUGCGCGUUCAGUGUCGGGGGAGGAACAAUUGAGUUGGUGUGUUUGUGAGAGAGAAAGAGAGGUAAUAAAUGAGAUCAUGGAAGUUGUGAAUGAAGCUCAUUCGGUGAACUCCGGUGAAUUCGAAGGAAAACCUGUCGGGCAGUCAGCUUACAUGCUGACUGGUGAAUGCCACAUGCCUCUAUAUAGCAUUUUCCGACGGCGUAGCGUUAGUCGACCGGGUCGGACAAACCUGAUGCAGCGCAGUAUUACCUCUGCUAGUCCAAUGGAUUACAGCAGUGCAUCCACACCGCAUCUGCUCAUUCAAACCGGUCCUAAUGAUAACAGCUCCACUCUCGAAUCGAAUGGAUCCCAGUUUGAUUCGUAUCCGAAAACCAUGCCCACGAAUUCCUCGUUUAUCGCUGCCCUCAGUGCACUGAACAGCAAUCUGUCGCGAACUUUGAACGGCAAUUCUGUAGGAGGCACACCAACAAAGAGUUCCACCGGUGGGACCCCGAAACGGGGAAAAUUCAAAUCUGUCACAGUCAGUGGAGAUUUGAGCAAUAGUCGAUUUACCAAAGUAUUUUCCCGAGGCCGUCCCACUGGACAAUCAUUAGGGCAUAAUCCGGUCUCCAAGACACAAAUGAAUGAUGUGGCUUCGCCGGUGCCAGACACAAAAUCCGCGGUCGAAGCACAGGACGAUCGAUCGUCCACCUUGGUUCGUCGAUCGUCUGCUCAGCCAACAGCAACCGGUGACGUUGUACGGGCUUCUGUGUCCAGUAAAUUUUCCACGCCCACAUCUUCACCAAGGCAUAUGACAGAACAACAGAAAACCACCCCAUCUCGAGCCGGGGUCAAGCCCAGUGAUGCUCCAAUGGUUGAUCCUUUCACCCAGAGCACCGGUCGAACUCGUAUGCGAGUUGUUCUUGGUCAGACUCCUCGAGUGAACACUGUGUCAACCACCGGAUGCAUUAGUCCCCAGCCUGGGAACGUAGUAUCCGCCACACAGUCACCGAUAUCAGCAUCAUCAAUUUCCUCUACCUUACGUGAACUGGCCAGUCCCACCAGUUUACCCAGCCCAUCUGUCAGCCCGACCGCAGAUGGUCGAUCCCAGGCAUUCCCAAACUCCGGUCCGGUAGAUUCAUUAGUCACUAUUCCCACCACGACCAUCCCGGAAGAAUUGCCCAAGUCAACUGUUUCCUCACUAUCCCUGUCAACUAACGGUAGCACUCCCCUAACGAAGCCGAUCGGUGAA
This is a messenger RNA of Echinostoma caproni, 5307 nucleotides long. The record is from the annotation of a GenBank genome assembly. Lineage: Eukaryota; Metazoa; Platyhelminthes; Trematoda; Plagiorchiida; Echinostomatidae.